Messenger RNA from Cylicostephanus goldi, 534 nucleotides. The record is from the annotation of a GenBank genome assembly. NCBI's taxonomy places the organism in Eukaryota, Metazoa, Nematoda, Chromadorea, Rhabditida, Strongylidae.
AUGCUUAGGCUCCAAGAAGCCGGCAUCGAGCUCAUUUUCCCAUCAACACCAAUCGGCUGUUUCGAUCACGUUCCUUUGCUGAUCAUGGAUACUGAACGCGUCACUACGCAUAUUGGAGCCCAAGAAUCGCAACACACUAGUUUUGUUUAUCCAAGACUCUUUAUCAUCAAGAGAGACGCAAGACCAUCGCUCAACGGUAAACAUCUGUUUAGGGAUACAGGAACACUUCGGCUUCAGGAAGCCGGUGCCAUCGCACUCAAUCCCAAAACGUCAUCUGAGACUCUACAAGCACGACCGUCACUCAACGGUCAACCUCUGGAUCGGGAUCCAGGCACACCUCGGCUUCAGAAAGCCGGCGUCGUACUCUCCCAAACGUCUCUGAGACUCUACAAGCCCGGCCGUCACUCAACGGUCAACGUCUGGAUCAGGAUCCAGGAAGAUCGCGACUUCCAUGAAGCCGGCUUCAUGCUCAUCAUCACUGCCUUACCCUCUAAAAGUACAGUUCUGCAAAGUCACUCAUACAGCAAUGGCUAG